This is a messenger RNA of Capronia epimyces CBS 606.96, 543 nucleotides long. RefSeq lists its product as uncharacterized. The record is from RefSeq and is a predicted model, not a curated record. The transcript is spliced from 3 exons. NCBI's taxonomy places the organism in Eukaryota, Fungi, Ascomycota, Eurotiomycetes, Chaetothyriales, Herpotrichiellaceae. The coding region runs from base 1 to 543 and encodes 180 amino acids.
AUGGCUUCCGCCGAACCAUUCCACACUACCUGGCCCGACAUAGAGGCUCCGGCCGCCGUCCAGAAAUGGCUUGAUGACUUCUACCACCUUGCCGACAAUCAAGACGCAGACGCCGGCGAGAGAUUUGCCCAGCUCUUCACACCCGACGCUACGAUGCAUGGCGCGGCUGGUCUUUUGGUCGGACGAGAAGCCAUCGCAGCCAGUCGUCCCAAGGCGUGGAUCGCACAGAAACAUCGUCGACACGAGCCGCUCCAGGUCUACACGGCCAAGGCAGACUACAGUGAGAUUCUGGUCUUGGGCCGACUCAAGUCGUGGUUCAAGAACGGCGAGAUCGUCGAGGCCGAGUUUGUCGCCGGCAUCACUUUUGCCAGCGACUCGGAUACGGGUACAGACACAUCGACGAAUCCUUUGUGUUCGCUCUAUCGCGUCUGGGGGCCUUCUCUUUUGUACCGAAAUGGGAAUGGGAAUGUGCAAAGGCAAAAGCUAAUCAAUCUCGUGCAGGACAGCGCACCGUGGGUGAAGGCGAUGAGCAAGAAGAACUAG